GAAUAAUAAUAAUAAAUCUAAUUUUCUCCCCAAGAGAGAAGGAGACGACGGCGAAAAUGGCGAACAUGAUGCUGAGACUACCGAUCAGCUCGACGAUGAGGGGCUUCUCCGUCUCGGCUUCUUCGUCUAACGGUGCAGCGCCGUCGUCGGACAGUGGCGGAGGAGGAGGAGCAGGGCCGUUGAUUGUGGAGCUUCCAUUGGGGAAUAUACGGAGACCUUUGAUGCGAACCAGAGCGAACGAUCAGAAGAAGGUGAAGGAGCUAAUGGAUAGCAUCAGCGAGAUCGGCCUUCAAGUUCCGAUCGAUGUGCUUGAAGUGGAUGGAACUUACUACGGCUUCUCGGGUUGUCACAGGUAUGAGGCGCACCAGCAGCUCGGGCUCCCGACCAUACGUUGCAAAGUCCGCAAAGGAACAAAGGAAACUCUAAGGCAUCAUCUCCGAUGAGUGUCGGGUGUACCAAAACGCUGAAACUAUGAGCGCAGACGCCUCUGUAAUGAACUUACACCACUCUUGGUAGCAGCAAAUGUAAUGUAUGAGAAUGGCAAACAAUUAAGUUAUUAAGAACAAAUAUCCAUUC
Tarenaya hassleriana is the source of this 576-nucleotide messenger RNA. Its product is annotated as sulfiredoxin, chloroplastic/mitochondrial. Gene Ontology annotation, biological process: cellular response to oxidative stress. Gene Ontology annotation, cellular component: cytoplasm. The coding region runs from base 57 to 443 and encodes 128 amino acids. The transcript has 5 exons. The record is from RefSeq and is a predicted model, not a curated record. Lineage: Eukaryota; Viridiplantae; Streptophyta; Magnoliopsida; Brassicales; Cleomaceae. Gene Ontology annotation, molecular function: sulfiredoxin activity.